Messenger RNA from Chrysoperla carnea, 2365 nucleotides. It is a transcript of the gene klu, whose product is annotated as early growth response protein 1. Gene Ontology annotation, biological process: regulation of transcription by RNA polymerase II. The coding region runs from base 442 to 2268 and encodes 608 amino acids. Gene Ontology annotation, molecular function: DNA-binding transcription factor activity; RNA polymerase II cis-regulatory region sequence-specific DNA binding. Lineage: Eukaryota; Metazoa; Arthropoda; Insecta; Neuroptera; Chrysopidae. The record is from RefSeq and is a predicted model, not a curated record. The transcript is spliced from 2 exons.
UGUUUUUAUGUGAAAAAAAAAUUUUUUGUGUUGUAUGAAAAAAAAAAGAGUAAAAAUUUGCUGUUGUCACUCGUCUACCAAUUUUGUUUGCAACUUAUUUUAUGGUCACGCACGAUAAUUUUCGUGUUCAUCGCACGCUACUUCUUAACACCAACAACAUAGAAGACAGAAGCACAUCAUAAUAAUCUUCAGUACCAAUUCAUCGUCAUCCACCACCUGUUCAACAGACCAAUAAUAUAAUUAAUUAAAAAAAAUACUCUAAGCGCACACGAAAUAUAUUUAUAAUUGAAUAAAUUUAACGAAAAAAAUUCAGUAAGCAUGCGCAGUAGUAUUAUCUGCGCAGCUUUAUUCAGACGACAGUCGUCCGCACACAACAAAGUCACAACAAAACUCACAUUACACACAAUUAUAGGCAAGCGGCCCUUUGCCGCUGUGUGCUAAAUGACUAUGGCUGAGACCACACUUGAAACCACAACAAAUAACGAUCCAGCUACAAAUCAAAAGCAUGAUCAUGUUAAGAAAUACAAUAAUAAUCAUCCACUAGUGGCAAAUCAUAAUCGUCCAGUCGCCAAACAACGAAAACGUAAGCGUUUAAGCCAAGUAUUGGAUAUAUUAACUGGAGCUGGUAAUCAAAUUGUCACUUCACCAAGUGGUGAAACUGUUGUUAUAAAUCAUAAUCAUAGUCGAGUAUUGAACAAUAACAUGCAUGUACUAAAUAAUAACAAUAAUAAUGUACAAUUAUCACCAACAAAUUGUAAGGAGUACGCAGCACAAAUAAAAAACUCAAAGCAUAUGUCGUCUUCUGGACGUACUGGUUCAGGAGGAGAAAUGCCACCUCAACAACAACAAAAACCACAUCAUCCACACGACGCACAAAUAUUCCGGUUUGAUAGUAUAGACCGUGAACGAUAUCAUCCAUAUUCAGCGAUAUCCGAAGAAGAAGAAGUUGAGGAUGUAUUUAGUCCUGCUGGUUCGAGUAAUAAAUCACCACAUAGUUCAACAGAUUCGCCAAGUAUUAGUUUUAGUCCAUUACGCAUUAAGGAGGAUGACAUGAGUAAUACAAGCUCCCCACCAUUAGCUCCAACACCUACACAAUCCAUAACACAAUUACAUUCAUCACCCCAUUUAACAAUCACUCGUUUACCACCGACUGCACACCCAUGUACGUGUAUUCAUUGCCAAGCAGGUCUUGGUCAUCAACCAUUGCCUCCAUUACAUCCAUAUGAUCGAUUUUUCCCUGCAUCGCCAGCAUCUCCUGCCCCAGCACCCCCUGUAUACAAUUUUGAACAUUACCUACAAACUAAGUACCUGCCGGAUAUAUUUCGACGACGUAGUCAUUCGGAUUCUGAUUUACCAAUGUGGUUUGAGUCACAAGGUACAACAACACCUCAUGGUAGAUCACCCACAAGUGGUGGUGGUCCUCAUCCUCCGCUGAAUCAUCCCACCAUGUGGGGAAUGCCACCAAUGAAAUGGAAGAAAGAAAUUGAAAAUAUACCCUUACAAGAUACUCCACUUGAUUUAUCAAUGAAAGGAAUACAAAAACGGGAAAAAGUAAGUUCAUCAGCCAGUAUGGAGAGUGUAUUACCUCCAUUACAAUUACUCCCUGCAGGUUUUUUACCACCUAGGGGAACUGUAUCGGUACCUGUUGUCAAAGGAGAUGUUGCUAGUCCAACAACAAAAGAAUCAGUUGCUUCCAGAUAUAAUUUGGAAGUAUCUCCUGUGGUAGAAGAAAUGCCACCUGGUUCUGAUGUUGCAUAUGUUUGCCCAGUGUGUGGUCAAAUGUUUAGUUUACAUGAUCGUUUAGCCAAACAUAUGGCAUCACGACACAAAAGUCGACAAAGUAAUACUGAAGCUGGUGCAAAAGCUUAUUUAUGUGAAGUAUGUCAACGUUCAUUUGCACGUAGCGAUAUGCUAACACGUCAUAUGCGUUUACAUACCGGUGUCAAACCGUAUACAUGUCGUGUUUGUGGUCAAGUGUUUUCACGUUCUGAUCAUUUAUCGACACAUCAAAGGACGCAUACCGGUGAAAAACCGUAUAAAUGUCCGCAAUGUCCGUAUGCGGCAUGUCGACGUGACAUGAUUACACGUCAUAUGCGUACACAUGUGAAAUAUGAAUUGGCAACAAGUAGUGGUGGUACCAAUUCAAGUAUAUCGUCAUCCGGUUCAAGUUCAUCACCAUUGGAUACGCCAAUUAAAGUUGAAUCAUCUCAAGUGACGACAACAACCAUUUCGAAUCAACAGCAACAACCGGUAAUUAAAAUGGAAUGAACUUAAAUCUGAACUGAAUUUAUUGUGCUCAAUUUAUAUUAAUUAUUGUGUUUUUUGUAUAACCCUUCGGCUGUGUGGCUUCAUAUAGGCCAGUAGA